AUGGAGUGCAUCCUGGGAAUUUUAGGGAAUGGGUUUAUUGCAAGUGUGUACUUACUUGACUGUGUCAAGAAGAAGCUCUCUAUGCUUGGCUUUAUUCUCACUGGCUUAGCAAUUUCUAGAAUUUGUCUGAUAUGGAUAAUAAUGAUAGGUGGAUUAAUGUAUAUAUUGUCUCCAGAUACAUAUUACUCUAGUAAGCUAAUUGAAUACAUUAGUUACAUGUGGCUAUUUAUCAAUCAAUCAAGUAUCUGGUUUGCCACCAGCCUCAACAUCUUCUAUUUCCUGAAGAUAGCAAACUUUUCCCACUACAUGUUUCUCUGGUUGAAAAGGAGAAUCAGUAGAAUUCUUCCUUUUCUAAUGGUAUUCUUGCUUAUUUCAUUGUUUAUUGCUCUUCCACAAGUCAUGAAGGCUUUUAAUGAUAACAAAAUGAAGAACAGAAACACAACCUGCCGAUUCAAGAUGCAAAAAAGUGAAUUUUUCAUUCAACAGGUUUCUGUACACCUGGGAGUCAUCUUCUUCUUUACACUAUCCUUAAUUCCAUGUUUCCUGCUAAUCAUUUCUCUUUGGAGACACAGUAGGAAGAUGCAAUUGAAUGCCACAGGAUUCAGAGACCCCAGCACUGAAGCUCAUGUGAAGGCAAUGAAAAUGCUGAUAUCUUUUGUCAUUCUCUUUAUCUUGUAUUUUAUAGGCUAUGUCAUGAAACUGUCAUCUACUGUGCUAGAAAACAACAAACUCAUGUUCAUUUGUGGAAUGACAACCUCAGCCAUCUAUCCCUGGGGUCACUCAUUUAUCCUAAUUCUAGGAAACAGCAAACUAAAGCAGGCCUCUUUGCAGGUAAUGCAGCAGUUAAAGUGUGAGAGACAAUAA
Nycticebus coucang (slow loris) is the source of this 864-nucleotide messenger RNA. Its product is annotated as taste receptor type 2 member 10-like. Lineage: Eukaryota; Metazoa; Chordata; Mammalia; Primates; Lorisidae. Gene Ontology annotation, biological process: sensory perception of taste; detection of chemical stimulus involved in sensory perception of bitter taste; G protein-coupled receptor signaling pathway. The record is from RefSeq and is a predicted model, not a curated record. Gene Ontology annotation, molecular function: G protein-coupled receptor activity. The coding region runs from base 1 to 864 and encodes 287 amino acids. Gene Ontology annotation, cellular component: membrane. The transcript has a single exon.